GAUUUUAGUAUCAACUGGAUUUGAACUGUUCGCAAUUAUUCCCAUUUACUUACAGGAAAAAUUGAGUAUUCGUAGUUUAGGCAACGUUUUGCUGCUUGACAAUUUACCUGUAGGCUUUAUAUUCUAAGGUAUAGAUAUGCUCAAAAUACUAAAUACUGUACUGUUAUUUUUCGAUUGUUUUUCAACUGGAACCUUUUUCGUACUCUUGAUUUACCUCUUUACCAGACUUUGUACACAUUUGCUUCAUUUUUCGUCAUCAAAUUGUCAUUUAGAUGUGAUAAUUUAUCAAAGCCGUGCCGUUAUCAUUUUUCUUGUAGUAUUUGUAUACUUCAUUGGUGUUUUGACAUGUAAAAUAAACGAUAAAAUUUUGGUCCAUACAAUGCUGAGGAAUAGAAGGCAGUUAAAUACUCUGUUUUAUACACUUAUCCUUUUCAUUUUCGCUCUAUGCUCAUUAUCCUCAGUUUUAUUUGUACCGUAUACCAGUUUUGCUAUAUUUCUACUCUCCACCUCGGUCUUCUUGUUAUUUUCAGACUUGUCUGUAUUUUUUAUUGUACUGGAGGUAAGCUGUUCGUUUUCAAUUUCAAUCACUUUAUUUUUAGUACUAUUUGUUGGAAAUUGAAUUGGUGAAUUAUGAACAUGCUAAACGCCAUUGUUUACUCAGUCAUUUAUUUUCAAACCAAUUAUUUGUGGAUCAUAUGCUUGGUAUGUUUCUAAAAACUUCAUUGUUCAGCAUCAGUACUACAUCAAAAUAUGCAUACUUGGAAAGUAUCUUUAAAUGUACUUUGAUGGAGCAAAUUAUUUACAUUAUGAUUGUAUUUGUUUUCCUACCAUCAUUUAUGAGGAUAUUUGCGUCGUAUGCGAAAAGAAUGUACGGUGAACAAAAAAAGUGCUUAGUGUCGAAGUCAGUGAUGUUGAAUUUUUUUCUCUUAACUUUCCGUGUGUUUUUGGUUUUAGUUUGCUUUGAUAUGCCUAAAAGUUGGUGGAGAUCAAAGGGCACUAAACAAUUGUUUCAACUUGUAUUAUUAUAUGGCUACUGUAAUGAUCCAUAAUAGUUACUCAGUGAACUAAACCAGUUGGCUCAAAUCACGUAUCUAGUAUUUACAAUGCUAAUUAGAUUUCGAUAACGUAAAAACUUACCCGCUUCUGUGACUUGUGUGGCCUUCAUUGAAGAACAGUUAAUUACCAGAAGUUAUCAGGACCUUUCUAGUUCACUUGCUGAUUAACACAAAAAAACAAUUUCAGUUUAUUGGAUCCGACGUUUCUUCUUUCAGUAAAAUAGAAUGGAGUAUUUAAAAUAACUUUUGUCUAAAUUUUAACUAACAGUUUCACAGUAAUUGGGCGUCGAGUUAAUUUAAGACGUUGACGAGUAAAAUUGUAUUUGUAAAAUCUCAGCAACUGAAUUUUAAGUCAAUUCAGUGUUUCACUUGGUAAUCUGGUCGAAGCUUUUUCAAGGAAAUAUAAUCAAACAUCAAAAUUGUCGAAUAUAACUAAUAAGGUGGUAUCCAGCUCGACACGAAAGCGUAGACACUCAUACUCAUCCGGCCACUCUUACGUGGAGUAUCGACGUAUGAAUGUCCAUAACCUUACUGGUUAUGUUGUCAAUCCGAAUUGUCAUUAUAAGUGUUGGUCUACCACUUUUGUGAUAUUUGUCAGCUUGAUAAUACUUCAUUUAAAUAAUCGUUAUUCUGAGCGAAUUAGUUCUUUCAAGCACAAUUCAAGUGAGAAUGAAGUUUUUCCUGUCUUAUAUCAUAUUACUGCUUAUGAAGUUACGAGUAUCUUCCGUUUUAUUUACAAUAUAUUCCACAUUAUCAAUGCCAAUUUAGUGGUCUAUUUGUUCCUCGGAUUGUUCUUAUUUAAGCGUAUCAGAUUGAAUAAACCUAUUAACUCACAAUUGCGUAACUUGAAUAUCCCCAAAAUAAAAGAGACCUUGAUUAGUGACCAAGUAAAACAGUCUCCAGUAUUACCAAAAUUUUCAAAAAAAUUGAAUGAUAUUCCUCUUCAGUCACGAAAACGGAUAUACUGUUUACAUAAAGACGACGACAAUAUCGAUAGAAACGAUUCCUCGUCUGUUUCUACAUUUUCUAAUACGUGUAAGAAUAGCAAUGAACGCCCAUCCAAUGUUUUGGACUUGGAUAUGUUGACUGAAAAGAUUAAGCAGGGCUUGGGGCAUGAGCUAUCAGAUACAGAGAUUUUACAACUAUUAUCACAUGGAAGGCUUAAAACUCGUGAAUUAGAAUCAGUCGUUCGCAAUCCAUUUCGGGCUGUUGAACUCCGUCGUUCAGAUUUGUCAACAUUUCUUAAUAACCCACAUAUUAUUGAACGCAUUCCGUACAAAGACUAUGAUUAUCGUCUUGUAUAUGGUCAAUGUUGUGAAGAGGUUAUCGGGUACAUGCCUAUACCAGUUGGAAAAAUUGGACCUCUUCUACUAGAUGGUCGUUCUCAUUAUAUUCCUUUGGCUACUACUGAAGGAUGCUUGGUAGCCAGCACAAAUCGGGGUUGUCGUGCAAUUUUCUUGGCUGGUGGUAUCAAAAGUGUUGUCUAUAGAGAUCAAAUGACAAGAGCACCUGUUGUUUGGUUUCCAUCAAUUAUUGAUUCAGUGAAAUGUAUUGCAUGGAUUGAUUCAGAUGAAGGGUUCCAAACUUUAAAAUCAGCUUUCGAUAAAACUAGCGCACAUGUAAACUUAUUAUCAGUUUUUGCUUGUCCAGCUGGUCGAUACAUUCACAUUCGAUUUGCUGCACGUACAGGUGAUGCUAUGGGUAUGAAUAUGGUUAGCAAAGCCACUGACAGUGCUUUGCAUUGUCUAAAAAAAUAUUUCAGUAAUAUGCAGGUUAUCUCUUUAAGUGGAAAUAUGUGUACAGAUAAAAAGCCAGCUACUAUAAACACAAUUCUUGGUCGUGGUAAAUCUGUUAUUGCUGAAGCUCAUCUAUCAGCUGAUGUACUGGCUCAAGUGUUACAUACCAAUGCACAACGAUUAGCUCGGUUAACUCAUUCCAAAAAUUGGAUUGGAUCUGCAAUGGCCGGUUGUCCUGGUAUGAUGGGAUGUAAUGCACAUGCAGCGAAUAUUAUUGCUGGAAUGUUUGCAGCUACGGGGCAAGAUUUAGCUCAAGUUGUUGACUCAUCAUCUUGCUUAACACAAUUGGAGGUUGAUUUAUCAGAUGACUCACUGGUAGCUAGUGUUACUAUGCCAUGUUUAGAAGUUGGAACAGUCGGUGGUGGUACACGUCUUUCAGGCCAACGUGCAUGUCUUGACUUACUGGAUUUAAGCGUCGAUCGUCCAACUGAACAUUUAUCACGGAUAAUUGCUGGAACUGUACUAGCAGCUGAACUGAGCUUAAUGGCAGCCUUAGACACACAUGAUUUGGUGAAAGCGCAUAUGCACUUCAAUCGAGCCAAGCAAUCUACAAACUCUCACUCCUGUAGUCAUUCUACUACUACUGAUAAUAAUGAUAACAUUAGUAAUAUUUACGAUAAUCAUAAUAUUGCUUUAUCUUCAAAAAUUCCCGUUACUGAUAAUUCAGAUAUACGCGAAUCUGUUCAUUCCCUACAUGUGAAACCAUUUCCUGUUAAAAGUGACUUAUCUGUAAAUCCGGAGAUAUCCCAUUAUACUAUGUAGCUUGUAUAUGUAGACAAUUUUACUGUCAGUUUUUAAAACACCCUUGUAUAUCAUUAUUAAGCCCUAGAUUUGAAGGUUAACAAAUAAGUUGUAUGCUCGAAUCAUUUUUAGAUGUUUACUUCAUUAUCCCAUGUUUUUUUCCAAUUUCUGUUUCCGUACGUUCGAUAGAAAUAAACAAAGUAUACUUCAAUAUCUUUUUACUAGUGGGCAACUCAUAUUACUGAAAUCAUCUACAAUUUUAAUCAUGAAAAGUACUCAGU
This is a messenger RNA of Schistosoma rodhaini, 3873 nucleotides long. Lineage: Eukaryota; Metazoa; Platyhelminthes; Trematoda; Strigeidida; Schistosomatidae. The record is from the annotation of a GenBank genome assembly.